Molecule: messenger RNA, 1164 nt
Organism: Phytophthora sojae
Lineage: Eukaryota; Oomycota; Peronosporomycetes; Peronosporales; Peronosporaceae
Exons: 4
Coding region: 1-1164 (387 amino acids)
Source: RefSeq, a predicted model, not a curated record
AUGAAUUAUACAUACAUGCACGAAGCACUUGACUGUCCUGCGACAGUCAAGUGCUUCGUGCAUCACCACCACCGUCAGCCCGCGCGUACCGAGGAUGGUCACAACUACGCAAAGACCGACCUCCCGGAGAAGGAGGACUCACGCUACCAGCCGAAGCCGAACGUGCCUGCUACCGGUGGCCGCCCGAAGCGUGGUGGCGAAGAGUCUGGCCGCUUCGACGACAACGGCCGUGACAACCAGCACCACCACCGUCAGCCCGCGCGUACCGAGGAUGGUCACAACUACGCAAAGACCGACCUCCCGGAGAAGGAGGACUCACGCUACCAGCCGAAGCCGAACGUGCCUGCUAUCGGUGGCCGCCCGAAGCGUGGUGGCGAAGAGUCUGGCCGCUUCGACGACAACGGCCGUGACAACCAGCACCACCACCGUCAGCCCGCGCGUACCGAGGAUGGUCACAACUACGCAAAGACCGACCUCCCGGAGAAGGAGGACUCACGCUACCAGCCGAAGCCGAACGUGCCUGCUAUCGGUGGCCGCCCGAAGCGUGGUGGCAAAGAGUCUGGCCGCUUCGACGACAACGGCCGUGACAACCAGCACCACCACCGUCAGCCCGCGCGUACCGAGGAUGGUCACAACUACGCAAAGACCGACCUCCCGGAGAAGGAGGACUCACGCUACCAGCCGAAGCCGAACGUGCCUGCUAUCGGUGGCCGCCCGAAGCGUGGUGGCAAAGAGUCUGGCCGCUUCGACGACAACGGCCGUGACAACCAGCACCACCACCGUCAGCCCGCGCGUACCGAGGAUGGUCACAACUACGCAAAGACCGACCUCCCGGAGAAGGAGGACUCACGCUACCAGCCGAAGCCGAACGUGCCUGCUACCGGUGGCCGCCCGAAGCGUGGUGGCGAAGAGUCUGGCCGCUACAUUGAGAACGGCCAUCGUACGGGUAGCGACAAGAAGUUGGGCAAGCCUGAAUACGCACCCAAGCAUGAUCCAAAGCCGGAGGGCAAGAAAAAGGUGGAGCCAUCCCACCGCGACCACCCGAAGUCUGCACCGAAGCAGCACAUUCACGAACUGAGAGUCUUCGUGGAGGUGGCUGCUUUUGAGCUGCGUGCACCCGUUUACGCCGACGCAGACAUCCAGUCCCCCGAUUUGAAGCUGUGA